AUGAAGAUCUUGCAGGGAACUGAUCAGAAAGCACAAGGUCUUACCUUUACUGAAAUCCCUCACAAGAUCAAAGGCCUAGCAGUCCCGCAGACCGGUCGUGUCUGCGCCCCAACCUCCCCCCGCCGCCCCCUCCGUCCCCCAAGUCGUUUCCCGGGCCUGGCCCGCGUUUUCCGUGGGGUAGAGGCCAUUGCCCGGGUCUGCGGUGCGUUGUCUGUGAGGUCUGCCAUCUUCAACUUUCAGAGUCUACUGACGGUAAUCCUGCUGCUCAUAUGUACCUGUGCCUAUAUCAGAUCCUUGGCUCCCAGCUUACUGGACAGAAAUAAAACCGGACUAUUGGGCAUAUUCUGGAAAUGCGCCAGAAUUGGUGAACGGAAGAGCCCCUACGUGGCUGUGUGCUGUGUUGUGAUGGCCUUCAGCAUCCUGUUUGUACAGUAG
This is a messenger RNA of Chaetura pelagica (chimney swift), 435 nucleotides long. It is a transcript of the gene TMEM167A, whose product is annotated as transmembrane protein 167A. The transcript has 5 exons. NCBI's taxonomy places the organism in Eukaryota, Metazoa, Chordata, Aves, Apodiformes, Apodidae. Bases 1 to 435 code for a protein of 144 amino acids. Gene Ontology annotation, biological process: intracellular transport; protein secretion. The record is from RefSeq and is a predicted model, not a curated record.